CUCCUUCUCGAGGCACAGGCAUGCGAUAGCUGUUUUGGCCCCAUCAACCGCGUCGAGCAUGUCCGUCACGUGAAGCGUAUGCAGCCUGAUGCAUACAACGCCACAUAUGGGCCGACACGGGGUGCCCUGGAAUGGGGACAGUUGAAUUUCCUGCACACUACCGACACGCACGGCUGGCUGGAGGGACAUUUGACCGAGACCAACUAUGGUGCUGACUGGGGCGACUUUGUGUCCUUCACGGCGCACAUGAGGGCCAAGGCCAAGGCACUGGGUGUGGACCUGUUGGUCGUUGACACGGGAGACUUGCACGAUGGCGCUGGCCUGAGUGAUGCCACCACCGUCGACGGCGAGCUGUCCAACCUCGUGUUCGAGAAGCUCGACUACGACCUCUUGACAAUUGGAAACCAUGAGCUCUACUACGCCGACAUUGCAUACCAAGACUACGACUCGUUCUCCAAAGUCUGGGGCGACAGGUAUCUCACCUCCAACGUCCAGGUUCUCAACACCACAACCAACGAGUUCACCUACCUGGGCCAUCAGUACAAGUACCUCACCACCGAGAACGGCCUGCGCAUCCUCGCCAUGGGAAUCCUGUACGACUUCACAGGCAACACCAACGUCACCAAGGUAAUCCCUGCCGAGACGAUGGUGAACGAGACCUGGUUCCAAUCCGUGGUCGCCUCCCCGCCGGGCCCCGUCGACCUCUUCCUCCUCAUCGGCCACAACACCGCCAAGAAGGAGACCACAACAGGCACUUUUGGGUACGUCGUCGACGCCAUCCGCGCCGUGCACCCCUCGACCCCCGUACAGAUCUUUGGCGGCCACAGCCACAUCCGCGAUUUCCAGGUCUACGACGAGGCCACCACCGCCCUCGAGAGCGGUCGCUACUGUGAAACGCUGGGGUGGCUGUCCAUGUCUGGCUUCACCGCCAACAACAGCGCCUACACCGGCACCGCUGCACCAGAGGGUGUGCCCCAUCCAGCCCGCAAGGCAACCAACACCUCGACUUCGCCCUGGACGUACGCAAGACGCUACCUCGACUGGAACCGCCUGACGUUCGAGUACCACGCCUCCGGCUCGCAGACCACCACCGGCCUCGCCAAUUACACCGCCGACCCAGCUGCCUUUGAGAUACAGCGCGGGAUCAACACGACGGACCAGAUCUACGACUACAGGCUGUCCCUCAACCUCACCGCCCAGCUGGGCUGCUCGCCUCAGCUGUGGUGCCAGUCGUGUGCCGAGUUCAACAGCUCUGGCAGCAUCUACAGCCUGCUCAGCGAGGCUCUGAGCGCUGCCGUGGUGAAUGAGACGCGGUCGGACAAGGCACGGGUGAACAUUAUCAACACUGGCUCGGUGCGGUUUGAUCUUCACAAGGGUCCCUUUCUUUGGGAUGAUGCUUAUAUUGUCUCGCCGUUUGAUGAUAUCUUUGUUUACAUUCCUGAUGUUCCGUAUUCCCUUGCCAGUGGUGCUUUGGACUAUAUCAACACAUACGGCACCGUCUACAAGCGAGACUCUACAAGCGUAACCAUGGAGUCUCGCGACACCUGCACCGACCCCUUCCUCUCCCCUCUAGCAACCCGCGAGAUUGCCCAAUACGCCCACACCCACGCAGGCCACACCCGCCGCCAGACUACUACCAUAGACCUAACCCAAGGCUACGUAACCACUGACGCCUUCGGCACCGACGGCGACGACACAGCCCACACCGCCCUCCCUUACUACGACUACCCAGACUUCUUCCAGGCCCUCGGCGGGUUCCCCACUAACGGCAGCCUUCCCGACGUGGUUGACUUGAUUUUCAUCGACUACAUCGAGACGGAUAUCCUGGCGUACCUGAAUGCUACUGCAGGCGCGGGGGUGUAUGAUGAGUCGGAUGUGUCGUAUUAUAUCAAUGAGAACUUUUCGACGCAGACGUAUUUGCCGUUGUUUGUCGAGACUUCGGAUCUUUUUCAGCAGAACCUGGAUAAUUGCACCAUUUACUGAUAGACUGGUGCGUUUGUUGCAAGCGCACAUUGGUUUGGACGGGCGACAAAGGUGGAGGGGGUCCGAUAGAUGUAUAGUGAGGUUGGGAAAAGAAUCAAAGAAAAAACAAAAAUUAAAUGAG
This is a messenger RNA of Cryphonectria parasitica EP155, 2104 nucleotides long. RefSeq lists its product as uncharacterized. Gene Ontology annotation, biological process: nucleotide catabolic process. Bases 79 to 1983 code for a protein of 634 amino acids. Gene Ontology annotation, cellular component: cytosol. The transcript has 4 exons. The record is from RefSeq and is a predicted model, not a curated record. Gene Ontology annotation, molecular function: hydrolase activity. NCBI's taxonomy places the organism in Eukaryota, Fungi, Ascomycota, Sordariomycetes, Diaporthales, Cryphonectriaceae.